Molecule: messenger RNA, 2345 nt
Organism: Phodopus roborovskii (desert hamster)
Lineage: Eukaryota; Metazoa; Chordata; Mammalia; Rodentia; Cricetidae
Gene: Casq2
Product: calsequestrin 2
Exons: 11
Coding region: 19-1299 (426 amino acids)
Biological process (GO): regulation of cardiac muscle contraction by regulation of the release of sequestered calcium ion
Cellular component (GO): sarcoplasmic reticulum lumen
Molecular function (GO): calcium ion binding
Source: RefSeq, a predicted model, not a curated record
UGUCCCAUCCUGUCGCCCAUGAUGUCUAUUCUGGGGACCGAGAAACAAGAUUUUUCCCAAAUGAAGCGAGCUCCCCUGCUCCUGCUGGGGGUUUAUCUGCUGUCCUUCAGCAGGGCAGAAGAGGGGCUGAACUUCCCCACGUAUGACGGGAAGGACCGAGUGGUCAGCCUUUCGGAGAAGAGCUUCAAGCAGAUGUUGAAGAGAUAUGAACUGCUGUGCCUCUAUUACCAUGAGCCGGUGUCUUCAGACAAGGUCGCACAGAAACAGUUCCAGCUGAAGGAGAUAGUGCUGGAGCUCGUGGCCCAGGUACUGGAACAUAAAAACAUAGGCUUUGUGAUGGUAGAUUCCAAGAAAGAAGCCAAGCUUGCCAAAAGACUGGGUUUCAAUGAAGAAGGAAGCCUGUAUGUUCUGAAGGGUGACCGCACGAUUGAGUUCGAUGGGGAGUUUGCAGCAGAUGUCUUGGUAGAGUUUCUCUUGGAUCUCAUUGAAGACCCAGUGGAGAUCGUGAAUAACAAGCUGGAAGUGCAGGCCUUCGAGCGCAUUGAGGACCAGAUCAAGCUCCUUGGCUUUUUCAAGAAUGAGGACUCUGAAUAUUACAAAGCAUUCCAAGAGGCAGCCGAACACUUCCAACCUUAUAUCAAGUUCUUUGCUACCUUUGACAAGGGGGUGGCAAAGAAGUUGUCCUUGAAGAUGAAUGAAGUUGGCUUCUAUGAGCCAUUUAUGGAUGAGCCCAAUGUCAUCCCUAACAAACCUUACACAGAAGAGGAGCUUGUGGAGUUUGUGAAGGAACAUCAAAGACCCACCCUACGUCGAUUGCGCCCAGAGGACAUGUUUGAAACAUGGGAAGAUGACUUGAACGGGAUCCACAUCGUGGCCUUUGCAGAGAAGAGUGACCCAGAUGGCUAUGAGUUCCUGGAGAUCCUGAAACAGGUUGCCCGGGACAACACUGACAACCCUGACUUGAGCAUCUUGUGGAUUGACCCAGAUGACUUUCCACUGCUUGUUGCAUACUGGGAGAAGACCUUCAAGAUUGACCUGUUCAAGCCACAGAUCGGGGUGGUGAAUGUAACAGACGCUGACAGUGUCUGGAUGGAGAUCCCAGAUGAUGAUGACCUGCCCACAGCCGAGGAGCUGGAAGACUGGAUUGAAGAUGUGCUUUCUGGAAAGAUCAACACUGAAGAUGAUGAUAAUGAAGAUGAAGAUGAUGAUGGCGAUAAUGACAAUGAUGACGAUGAUGAUGAUGAUGAUAAUUCUGAUGAUGAGGAUAAUGAUGAUAGUGACGAUGAUGAUGAUGAUUAAUAGCUCCAGACCUGAAAAAUCUGAUGAGAAGUACAUCACAACUACCCCCUACCACACAGACAACCCAAGGGGGCAGCAAGCAGCGGUGCCCACACUCUUUUCCUUUCUCCAGCAUUUUUUUCUAGUUGAUUCUUGGCAGGAGUAGUACAUUUCAGUGAAUGCCUUCCCGAACCCAGCAGUCCCAAUCAGCAGGGACAGGAGGGGAGAUUCCCAUGCUGACUUCUUUUAAGCACUGAGGAACAAACAGCUCUUGUUCUUUGCUAGACCAUCACAGGUCAUGGAAUUCUGGGAGUCCUGGGAUAGUAUCUCCUGACACCUCUACUCAAGUUUACUUACUGUCUUUGAUUGUGACCGAACUGACAGCUUGCUACUAGUUCACAAGCAGGGUACAGACUUCUAAUCAGAGCCCAGGAAGGAUAUAUGAUUAUUCAAUUCAGCUCCCAAUCCUAGAAUCUCAGUGAAUCUGAGCCUUUGGAUGGCUACUAGGAAUCCUUGAAAUGUGUGGGCAUCACUAUCAUUUCUACAAUAUUAGGAUGCUGUGUGUGGAGUCAGUUAGCUCUCUGAAUGUCCCAACAGUUGGCCAGCCAUGUAUAUAUUCACCAGCAGUGAGAGAAGGAGGCUAUGGGAUGAAACAGUUUAGGUCUCUGAAUGGGUUUGCUGGCUGCCUAGUGUGAUCUGGGAACUGAAUGCCCCUUCUCUGUCCCUGUUAGUGAGAUGUUCCAUUCUGAGUUAAAAUUGCUUUAUCCAAUGGUCAAUUAACUCUCCAUUCAUCAGCACUCCCACAGUUGACCAGGGCAGCUGAUAAUUAGAGUUCAUGAUGCCUUGAGGCACUGAGAAAAAAAAAAUUCCCCAAGUGCCAAGUGCCUUUUGAAUGUCUGAAAGUAACAUUGUGCUUGGUAGUUUUAGUUGCUAAGUAAGUGUUCUAAUUUGUUUUUGAAAUCUGUUAACAUGGGGAACACUCUGUGUGGUUUUGUUUUUGAAACUGGGGCAGUCCUUUCAUGGAAUAGUAAUAAACUGACAGACAUAAAACUCAUGUUUUGAAAAGA